CGAACCUCUUGAGCCUCUCCUUUCGGUUCAGAGCGAGGGAGGUCACCUGGUGCCCUACUUCCGUGGACCUCAGGUGGAUCGCCACCGACGACGAGGAAGAGCACCAGCAGCAGCAGCAAACAAUAAUAACAACAACAACAACAACAACAUGCGGCCACCUCGUGCGAAUUCUCGUCGCUCGUCAAGAUCGAUCUGAGUCGAUUUCCUCCUUCUGAGGUUCUGGCCAAUUCGAGACUACUCGGGUUCAGAGCCUUCGAGGCUCCAGGCUCCAGGCUCCAGGCUCGUGAAUUGCCAGAUUUGCUUCUACAUUGCACCGACAUGGAACGAGGGAGGGGGAGGUGGUUGAGAUUUUUGACGCGGGAAUUCGCUCGGCGGGUACUGUGAUACUCAUCAUCACACGCAGAAUCAUUCCGCAUCGGUCGCCAUGCCGAGUGGUCCUGGUCUCUGGCACUCACCGGGAGGGGAUGUCAAUUUCACCUCCACUCGAGGGAGGGAUGGUCUGACCAGAGUUUUCGUGGACGGAGAAACUGCUUCAAGUCGCCAGGAGCAGGAGAAUUGAUCGAAAUGGUGACGAGAACGGGAGAUUUUGGAAGCCCCAGGGCAGCAGAGAUGGAAUCAUGAAACCCGGUGGAAUAACAGUGCCGGCAUAAACUGAGAUUGAGGCCCCGGCCCCAGCAGGAAAAUAUGGAUCUUGCCUCCCAAUUCCAGGAGCAGAAGCCGGCGGACGGGAGGAUGAGUUGCAGUGGUAGAAUUGUCCACCAGUGAGAGAGGAGAGGAGAGGAGAGGAGACUGAGCACAUCCGACAGGUCACAAGGAUGUGAGAAAUGAACUAGCCCGGGCUCUGGAAUAACUCUGAUCCAUGCAGAUAUCGAUGGGGCCAUGCGAUUUCUUGUGCCACAUGCACAGACUCCUGCACACGUCUGCUCUACGAGGGAACUGGAGGAGUGGCAGAUGUUGAUUCCUGCAGCCGGGACUCAUGCAUCACAGCUCUCAUUUAAGCGCAUGCCUGCACCGUCAAAGAGCAAACGAUCCUUCGUGCUGCAGGAUCGGCUCUUCUCCCUUCCCAAUGUGAACUGAGCGAACGGAAGGGAAGGGGGGGACAUGAGACGAGGAAUCAGAAGCAGAAUCCUCGGAAAGUAAAUCUACAUGCGCACAGACUGGCAGAGCAGAUUCGGAUGACGCUGCAGCCUCUGCCUCGGCCUGUGAGAGUGAUUGUGCUGGUGCUGGUGCUGGUGCCGGUGCCCAACGUCAGCAGAUUCUUUCUUCUUCAUCAUCAUCAUCAUCUUCUUCUUCGUCUGCCUCGUCUCGAAAUGAGUGGGUGAUCGAGAGAUGAUGGAAGGAUGAAACCGCAGCUGGUGCUUAUGCGCAUACUGCGACGGCCUACAAGUCCAACGAUUCGAAGCAGCUGCCCGACUUCUCCUCGAUCAGCUGGUGUAGCAGCAGCAGCAGAAGGAGGAGGAGUAGCGACACCGGAUCCGGUCCAUCACACGGGAACAGCGCAAUGGGACGUGAACCAUCCGUUCCACCUCGCAGUGCUCGAGAGCCAAGGGAUUCUGCAGACGUACAUGCUCGAGACCUCGGAUGGCGGGGCCAAAGCCUUCCUGUACCCUUGCGUUGCUUUCCAGCUGCACCUGUCGUUCGGUGUGAAUGCUCAGGAGAGUGGCAACAAGUGUGGGGAUACGAGCAGGAGGGAUUGGGAUGAGGAGUUCAGCAAUGGGCUCAAGGCCAUCAAGCAGCCAUGGGGAUCGUUCGAGUUCAUUCCCAAAAGGCCCGGGGAAAUCAUCUUCGUCCAAGCCGAGUCGAGCAGAAUUCUCUUCGCCCAGCUGCCUGGAGGCAGUCCCCGAGGCUUGAUCUACUCGGAGGGAGCUGCCACUCAGAUCGAUCAGGACAGAACCAAGGUUUACUGCGUUGGCAGGCAUUCGUCCACCAUUUUGAGCAUCGCCGUCAGAUCCGAUGGGCUGGCUUUGGCUUCUGCUGCCAGGGAUGGAUGCCUUCGAGUGUGGAGGCUUUCGGAUGGCACCAUGAUUGCCCAGACUAUGUUCGCCCGCUGGAGGCAGCCCAGAAAUCCUGGCAUCGGCCGAGUUUCCCCUCUCAGAAGGCAGAACGACGAGAUAGACUGUGCCUAUCCUGCCCUCAGGGUGGUCAGCUUCUUCGGAAAGUCGUGGGACGUGGCCAUGGGUUGCCCCAGUGGCGAAGCCAGAACUUGGGCCCUCGAACCCGACGAGGGCUCGCCGCUGACCAUCAAAAGAAUUGCAGACUCUGCCACUCUCAUCUCAGGUAAGAGUCCCAUCUCCUCCAUCGCCCUCCACGUUCCCGACAUCAACUUCCCUCUACAGCAGCAGCAGGAUGAGGGUGAAGGCCCGGAGAGCUUGUCUCCGAGGCAGGCAGUCACUCUCCACGAGCGAGUCGCUGUUGGAACUGCUAAUGGCAAGCUGCAGGUGUGGACCAGACACAAAGUGCUGGGCGAUUGGGCUCCUACUUGGAGCACCACGGUCUCGACAGAGGGAGCAUCCAUCGUUUGUCUGAGCUUCCGAGCAGAUGGAGGGCUUCUGGCAGCAGCAGCUUCCUUUUUGGCCAAACAGCUCACGGAGGAGGAAACCGAGGCUCUGCUCCUGGCCUCUCCUCCCAAAAAGCUGAAACGAGUAUGUGAGCGUCUCUAUUUGUACGAGACAUUCUCGUGGGCCUGUGUGGGUUCUUUCAAUUUCAGCUCUCAGAUCGGCUCUUGCCUGUUCUAUCGCCCACCUUUCAAAGCGGAGGACAGGAAGGAUCCAACCAGCUGCGUGAGUCGCGAGAAGCUGUCCUCGUGCAGAGUGCUUCUCGUGUCCACUGCCAGCGGUCCUCAGACUCAUAUCCUUCCAGAGCACGGGCUCUUCGGCUACAAAGACGAUCACGUCCGCUACCGAAGACAGCAAUCCUUCUCCAGGAAGGAAUCGAAAACUGUUCGUUGGGCUGAUCUCAAACGAGACCGAGCAGGAGCACACAAAUCAUGCCCGAGCGAACAGUCACCCACAUUCGGGUCAAGCACGAGCAGCGAGCGAGACCAACUUCGUCCGGUCACUGCACGAGAUCUUCUGUGGACCCCCAACUCGCCCAUGGGCAGAAGUGAAGCAAGGCGCAAUGCUGCAGCUCUCAAACUUCGUUGUCGACCUCCCCCAAUUCGAUCGCGUUCUCACUCUCCUGCCAAUGCUGCAGCUUCUGCCGCUGGCGGGUGCAUGCACUCUGGCGGAGGAGGAGUGAGGAGGCAGCCUGUUCGCGAUCCAUUCCGAGAUCCUUCGUUGCUUUCGCUGCCUGCAGAGUGUGUAGGCUUGCCGAUGGAGGUUGUGAUGAGGUACAGGGCUGGACUCCGUCAGUGGCCUCCACAAGUUAAGAGCAGGAAGUGUGUUUGCUGCUCCAAGCAUGCCAGGUCCAAAGAACUUCCCAUUCCGUAUCCUAUGGGUCAAGUUGUCAUCCAGAAGCUCAAGAAUGUUGCUGCCAAACAGACCCCACCUGCCAGGCCUGCUGCCACCAGGAAAAAGCCCACAACUCCCCAAGCUCGCAGACUCGCAGUUGACAAAUCCACUGCUCUAGCUAGUUUGGCCACUCCCUCGCCCACCUCUUCACGUCCUCUCACUCCCCAGUCCAACAGAAGGAAAACUUUCCUCAGAGUAUCCCCCAGAGCCGUCUACUCCAGAAGGUUUGAUCAUCGUCCUCGCCGUGAGCACGCAGUUGUCUCCAAAUGUGGGACCGAGCUCUACGACGAGGACGAGGAUGAUUGUGCUUCUCUUGUGCAGCAACAAGUACAGGCACAUCCUUGUGAGACGACCACUCCAGAAGAACCUUCGAUUGGGGAAAAAGAAGAAGUAGAUGAUGACGAAGAGGAGGAGGAGGAGGAGGCGGAGCAACAGCAACAGCAGCUGGAGGAAGAAGAAGAACUCAGGGAGGCAGCAGCGGAACGUGGUCUGGGAAAUUUGACUGGCUCAUGUGGAGCAAGUCAUCGUACUGUACAGCAACAAAAGCACCGGCCGCUUGUGAUAGGAGGAAAACAUUAUUACACCACUGCAAAGUUUCAGCACUUCAAAGCGGGCAAGGAAAACUUUCAUGAUGUGGAACAGCUCUCCAUCGAUGCACCAGGUCAGCAGCAGCAGCAGCAACAGCAGCAAUCGAAUGCAGCAACUCAAUACUCCACGACCGGCAAGGACAGUCCUGUGCAGAGCCAGCCGCAGCAGGUGUUCACAGAUAGGAAUUGUCCACAGCUUGUGGGAGGUGCCAAUUUGCCUGACAAGCAGAUCAUUGGUGGUAACGAACUUGAAGAUUUUCUAGUAAGAUCGAGGUCCCCGUUAGCAGUGGUAGGCCCAGCCGUCAGGGAGAUGGCCAAAGAGCGCAAGCUAGUGCAGCCGGAACCAUUUUCCACCACCAAGCUGAUGGCAAGGCUGCACGAAAUCGAGCAGGAGACUUUCAGCGUGGAUGCAGCUCUCGAAGUCGCUAAGCGCAGAGGCAUCGAGUUGAAUAAGGAGGACGAAAUGGAGCUCAGGAAAGCUCUAGAAGAAGAGAACCAGCACGACACGGUUGCUCCCAAAGUGCCGGAACCAGAAGCACCAGCAGCAAGACCGACCUCUGUUCGUUAUACCCAGCUCAAGAAAAUAAAUGAUCCACGAGUUGAACAUCCUGGUCCUUUCCUAGCUCCAAGGAAGGUGAGAAAGCAGGUGGAUCCCAAGUGGGAAGAUAUGCGGAUAAUCAAGCCCACUCUGUCAGACCUGUUCGACAUGAAAGAACGAUGCGCCCAGGUGUGCUCGCCUGCACCAGCUGACAUAGAUCACAGCGUGAUGUACGCCGGAACCGAGAGGGACGUCGAGGACAGCGAGAUCUGGGCUCAGAGAGAGGCGACUUGCAGACAUGCCUGGAGCUCCCAGGCUCUGUACGACAGUUACUUGUACAGACCGGAUCAACGCGACCCGCAGUGCGCCUGCAAUGCCCGAGUCCAUGUUCGUCGGUAAUACGCACGACCGCAUGCACCCUACGUCCUGAGGUUUCCCACCCACAUGACCGUCAAAUCCAAAUUUCGAGGCGGCGGAUGUGUGUAAUUCCGAGCCUGCAGCCAGUCGUCGACAUUUACGUCUGAUAACCUGGUGAUUUGCUCAGUUACCCAUCUCUGAGAAUCAUGUCAAGUCCGAAGCUCAUAUCCGAAGAUGCAGCAGUGGGCGAGUUUCCCAGUCCUCCAUGGCUGCUGUCUCACAUUAGAAGUUCACGCAAUGCUUGGUGCGGAUUCAACCUUAAGCGAGCUUGUCGAAUAUCUUGAGUUUAUACUCGUUUUCGACUCGUCGUCCGGAGAAGGCUCACGUGUUUCACAAUUCGCACACGUAUACAAAAGCUGGUUAUCUAAUUGAUAAAUACACAAAUGUCCCACAUUUCUGCAGACUUCCGCACAUGAGAAAAAGGAAUACCCAUGGGAAAGUGGGACUUCGUUGAAAACAAUCUGGGAGUUUGUACAUAUCGGUAUAAUGCCGAGUUCCUAAGGCUGCUAACUAUACUACACGCUUUAGACGAUCUUCAGAUCAUGAAAAAAAUCAUCUGACGAUGCUGCAUUUGCUGAAUCGUAAAGCAAAACUCGUUUGCUGAAGGACCGCAGGGCACGUUUCUCUUGCGAAGAAGCAGGCUGAACAAUCACGACCAGUCCACUAAUUAGCGAUCGAUCAAUCAUCACAAGAAAUGCUUUGGGCAAAUUUUGAACAAGAAAGCUUCGAUGGAAGAUACGCAAACGUACGAAGCUCUUUCAAGGGACAACAUGGAGGAGGGUAAAGAUCAAACUUACAAAAGACUUUUUGUUCAGAAGAAUGUCGGUCACAUAGUGGAUCCAAAAGCAGUUGGUCUUGGGGAAACUGCAUUAGUCAAGAGAUGGGACCAUGCAUUAGAAAAGAUAGUCUAAACAGCACAUGCAUUUUCUCCAGACUCAUCGCAGCAACUUUCAAUGAGAUGAGCCCCCAAGUGGAGGUCUGACUUGAUGAUAUACCUUCCUUCCCAAUGGCCCUCGGUCAGAUUCAGCAUCCUUCGGUAAGUGUCGGACUGCAUUCACAUCAAAAUCAACGUAGUACUAGUCGUUAGCCAGAGUACCGAAAGAACAAAACCCGAGGGCCUUAGGAGAGUCUAUGAACGAGAAACGUCCUAGUAAUGUGCGAAUGUGACUAGGGCCUGUACAUACCUGGACAUCUCGUGUGGGACCUUCAAAAAGCUCUGGAUCAUUCGAUAGAUUACAGAAAAACACUUGCUUGCCUGCAAAAGAGACCGAUCAGUUCUUCUCGCAAUGUUAGCAGAAGACCAUCCAAAUCCAAAUGCCUCCUACACAAAGAUUUGAAGUUGCUCACGCAAGGAGGGCCGGUUCUCUGGAGUUAAAACCGUAACAAUCCAACCUUCAUGUUAGAAACAUCAAAAUUGUAGAGUAGCUCAACUGUUUUUCAUGGUAUCAUACCGGUGUCAAUACGUGACAGGGUGAAGUCAAUUAUUGAGACGGAAACACCAAAUGUUUUGACGCGUAUGUCUUUAUCCAGUAACUUGUAGUAGCCAUACUCAUUUUUGUAAUCUCUAGCUAGCACGAUAUUUCCC
This is a messenger RNA of Marchantia polymorpha subsp. ruderalis, 6576 nucleotides long. Lineage: Eukaryota; Viridiplantae; Streptophyta; Marchantiopsida; Marchantiales; Marchantiaceae. The record is from the annotation of a GenBank genome assembly.